CGUGUAGCGGAAGUAGUGUUUGUGUUUCCGGGCCCCGGAAGAUGCUACGACCUCCGUCCCAUUGUUUGCAUUUUAGCUCGUGUUGAGGACGGCGGGGUAAAAGGCGCCAGUGUUUGGUGUCCUUCCAGAGAGAAACAUCCCAAACUGCUGCAUGAGGUUUUAAAACCUGAAACGGAGCUACAAAGAGCAGGUCGGGGAGAAGUUGAGGAGAGACACUUCAACAUGGACUCUGAGAGGAAACUGUCAGCUGGCCAGCGGAGAGCUUUACCUUCAGAUGUCCAGAAAGUGAUUGUUGGUGAAGAACAUCAGCAGGAGUGGAGCUCCAGGCUGGACCAGGAGGACACAAAGCCCCCCCACAUUAAAGAAGAACAGGAGGAACUCCGGAUCAGUCAGAAUGAAGAGCAGCUUCAAGGGCUGGAGGAGGCUGAUAUCACCAAGUUCACAUUCACUCCUGUCCCUGUGAAGAGCGAAGAUGAUGAAGAGAAACCUCAGUUUUCACAGCUUCAUCAAAUGCAAAUUGAACAGAUCAAAACAGAAGCUGAUGGAGAGGAUUGUGGAGGACCAGAACUGGUCAUGAAAUCCGAUCCAGAUACACAUUUACAACCAGAGACUGAUGACGAGACUGGAGAUUCUUCUGAAUCUGAGACUGAUGACAGUGCUGAUUUGAAGGAGACCAGAGAACCUCAGUCAGGUUUAAACUCUCUGAAUAAUGAUGCAUUCCCUGUUAGUGAUUCAGGAUGUACUACCGGUGAGAAAGCAGUUAGCUUCUCUGAGUAUGGGAAAAGAUUUGGCACCAAUGGAGAUGUGACGAGGCACAUGAGAUCUCAUACAGGAGAAAAAACAUUUAGCUGCUCAGUCUGUAAGAAAGCUUUUGGACGGAGUGGUCAUUUACAUAGACACAUGAGAAUCCACACAGGAGAGAAACCAUUUAGCUGCUCAGUCUGUAAGAAAGCUUUUACAGUGAGUGGAAGUUUAAAGAGACACAUGACAAUUCACACAGGAGAGAAACCAUUUAGCUGCUCAGUCUGUAAGAAACCUUAUACGGAGCGUGCAGCUUUAAAGAUACACAUGAGAAUCCACACAGGAGAGAGACCAUUUAUCUGCUCAGUCUGCAAGGACGAUUUUAGAGAUAAGAAAGGUUUAAAGAUGCACAUGAGAAUCCACACAGGAGAGAGACCAUUUAGCUGCUCAGUCUGUAAGAAAGAUUUUAUAGAGAGUGGAACCUUAAAGAGACACAUGAGGACCCAACACGAGAGUGUUACAAGCUCCCCCCUUGUUUUGCUUCUCCCUGUCUGCUCUACUCAGGUGAUCCUGAUUUAAUCGUUAGUGGUUGGCUUAAGGAAGGCUGGAGGACUCUUUCAGACUGAAGCAGCUGUGCACCAGUUUGUUUGUUUAUUUAUUUGGGGAUUGAGGUCUGAGGGGUAUGGCACAAGACCAAGAUGAAAUUUGGAACUAAAUUCAUGAUAUUUGGAUAUUGUACUAUAAAUACAGAUGUAUAAAUAGUAAUUGAUAAUGAAAUAAUUGAAAGAGUCUAUGAAAAUAAAUGUCUGGGUGACCACAAACUGUGCUAGAAGCCCCGUAUUAAAUAUCUGUGCAUGAAGUUGGCCAGGAGCAUUGGUAUAUUGAACAAAACUAGAUACAUAUUGAACCAGAAUACACUACAUACUCUGUACUACAUGCAGCUACGCUGUAGCUAAAUUGGAAAGAGAGGACUGUGAGUUUGCAGUGAACAUGCCGUUUUUUUAGGUCGGGUAGAGUUGACGCUCGUAUGUACCGUAAGUAGAAAGACGUGAGUUUGGCCACUUCUUCGUGACCUUCUUCUGAAUGUAUUGACUGGAACCCUCUGAAGCGUAUACUGCCCCCAUCAGAUCCGGAAGUGGCGCAGCGCCGAUGCUGCUAACACUGGCAUCAUCGCCAACGGUGCCAACGGUACAUAAAAAAAUGGGCAUUGUCGGUGUUUUAUAAUUU
Molecule: messenger RNA, 1968 nt
Organism: Perca fluviatilis (European perch)
Lineage: Eukaryota; Metazoa; Chordata; Actinopteri; Perciformes; Percidae
Product: zinc finger protein 32-like
Exons: 3
Coding region: 223-1320 (365 amino acids)
Biological process (GO): regulation of DNA-templated transcription
Molecular function (GO): RNA polymerase II cis-regulatory region sequence-specific DNA binding; DNA-binding transcription factor activity, RNA polymerase II-specific
Source: RefSeq, a predicted model, not a curated record